This is a messenger RNA of Vombatus ursinus (common wombat), 4636 nucleotides long. It is a transcript of the gene RECQL5, whose product is annotated as RecQ like helicase 5. The transcript has 9 exons. Gene Ontology annotation, biological process: double-strand break repair via homologous recombination. The coding region runs from base 152 to 1537 and encodes 461 amino acids. Gene Ontology annotation, molecular function: 3'-5' DNA helicase activity; nucleic acid binding; four-way junction helicase activity. Gene Ontology annotation, cellular component: cytoplasm; chromosome. The record is from RefSeq and is a predicted model, not a curated record. Lineage: Eukaryota; Metazoa; Chordata; Mammalia; Diprotodontia; Vombatidae.
GUCAGGGAGCGGUGUGAACCAGAAGGAGAUUGGCUCGUUUGGGACUUCUGAGGUCUCUAGGCCGCGGGACUCCCGGGGCUUCGAUAAGAGCUCCCAGGUUGGGGGCUCGCGGUCUGCAGCGGGACCCUGCCCGCACCCCUGUCUCUCUAAGAUGAGUGCCUGCCCUUAUUCUUCUCUCUCCUCUGGUCCUGAGCCACGUGUCAGGAGCACACUUAAGAAGAUCUUUGGAUUUGACUCAUUUAAGACCACCUUGCAGGAGAGUGCCACCAUGGCAGUGGUUAAAGGUGAGAAGGAUGUGUUCGUGUGCAUGCCCACAGGGGCAGGGAAAUCCUUGUGCUAUCAGCUUCCUGCACUACUGGCAGCAGGUAUCACCAUUGUGAUCUCUCCUCUUAUUGCCCUGAUUCAGGACCAGGUAGAUCACUUGUUGGCCCUGAAAGUUCAUGUAUGCUCUCUGAACUCCAAAUUAUCUGCUCAGGAGAGAAAGAAAAUUCUAAUGGACCUGGAGAAAGAGAAGCCACAGACUAAACUCUUAUAUAUCACUCCUGAAAUGGCAGCCUCUGCCUCCUUUCAACCCAUUCUGAACUCGUUGGUGUCCCGACACCUUCUCUCCUACCUGGUGGUAGAUGAGGCUCAUUGUGUCUCCCAAUGGGGGCAUGACUUCCGACCUGAUUACCUCCGGCUUGGUGCACUGAGGAAACGAAUACCCCAUGCCCCUUGUGUGGCUUUGACAGCCACGGCUACCCAGCAAGUUCAGGAGGAUGUGGUCACUGCUUUGAAGUUGCGACAGCCAGUUGCCAUCUUUAAGACACCCUGUUUCCGGGCCAACCUCUUCUAUGAUGUGCAGUUCAAGGACCUGCUUGGUGAUCCCUAUGGAAACCUCAAGGAAUUCUGCCUAAAGGCACUUGGACGGAAAAAUGACAAAGAGGCUUUUCCUGGCUGUGGCAUCGUGUACUGCAGGACACGAGAGGCCUGUGAACAGGUGGCAACAGAGCUCAACUCCAGGGGUGUAAAAGCCAAGGCUUAUCAUGCAGGGCUCAAGGCUGAGGACAGAAUGUUAGUGCAAAAUGAGUGGAUGGAGGAGAAGGUUCCUAUCAUUGUUGCAACCAUCAGUUUCGGGAUGGGAGUGGACAAAGCAAAUGUCAGAUUUGUUGCCCACUGGAAUAUCGCCAAGUCAAUGGCUGGGUAUUACCAAGAGUCUGGACGAGCUGGGAGGGAUGGACAGCCCUCUUGGUGCCGCCUCUAUUACUCCAGGAAUGAUCGGGAUCAAGUCAGCUUUCUGAUAAAGAAGGAGAUCUCAAAACUGCAGGAAAAGAGAGGGAACAAGGACUCUGAUAAAGCCAGCAUGACAGCCUUCGAGGCCCUGGUGGACUUCUGUGAGAAGCUUGGGUGUACUUUUGGCCUAUUUGGGUCAUCGGACAUGAGAGGAAAUGACCCCUUUCAUCAGGCAGCUGAGGGAACAUUAAUACCGAAAGCUGGGAAUAUCUUAAAACAGACUGUGUCACUCUACCUCCUUUCUAGCCCCACCUCCUUGUAUUAAACAGAAAUGGAAGAAGAUGCCCCAAUCCUAACCCCUUUCUUGAGUUCUUCCCAGCUGAAGCCCAAGUGCCACUACGUGCCUUUCACCCCAUAUAAUCCCUGUCCUAGUUGCCAGGUCAUGUGGAGGAUUUUGAGGGGAUGUGUCUGAGGACAAAGACUGGGGCAGUAUCUUCAGAACCAUCUUCCUGGGACUGAGGUCUAAAAGGAGAUUCCAGGAGGUGAUUAGAAGAGUAAGCACCCCUGCCAUGGAGCCCGUUGGGAAGGAAGCUGAUAGCCACAGGGUUAGGACCUGGAAAACUGGCUGAUUUUGUCAGUGAAAAUGGAGUAAUUGUUACCUAAUUCUGUUGUCAGUGUUGUGCUCUGUCUCCCCCAUCUACGGCAAAUUGGAAUGGUUAGUCUAGACCUCAAGCCACUGCACAAAUAAGCCAGCUGGAGCUGUUCUGAGACGUGAGGAGACAGCAGGUGGAAAGCACUGUUAUCUCUAGUCAGUGCUAGAAAGAAGAACCAGAUCCUUCAAUAACUACUCCCUCACCGUCAUUACCAAGGCAACAAGGCAGGACUGGGCAUGGCUACCUGGCAACAACAACAAUUUCCCUUCGACCCUCCACGUUCACCCUUCAGGUUGCGUGCUGCCCCUUUGUGACAUCUCUUAUUACCCCUGGAAGAUUGUCCUUCAUGUUCAUUUUAGACAAAUCACUCCUAUAUGACAACAUUGGAAGUGAAGGGAGGACCCUGUAUGGUAGGAUUUCCCCCAGUUAACAUGCCCUAGGGCUAGCCCAGGUUCUUACCUGGUGAUGGCUGUCUAGGUGAUCUAGAUGACCUGCUCUAGAGCACAGGAGAAGUCUGGAGCCAGUUCUGCCCAAACCUUUUUGAAAAUGUCCUUUCAGUGCUGGGGUGAAUGAUUAACUAUAAUCUUGGCCAGUCCCUCCUGGUACUAGUUUCCGAGAGAAGAAAGGAUUCUUAUCACAACAGAAACCUUAUGCCUCAUUUUUCUGGGCAAGACAACGUUUCCCCAGUUGCCUCUGCUUUCUUCUAGGACAAGUUCCCAUAUCUCUCUGAUGAUGUGAUCAAGAAAAUGAAAAUAGCUAGAUCAGUGUGGACUAGGGAUGUCCACUCGGGUUAGCCCUCAAGAACAUCCUGUGUGUACCCUCUUCACCAAACAUCAUCCAUCUUGACUAGGAUUAGCCCUUGAUAUGUUUGCAGCCUGUUGCUGCUUGCUUUUUGUAGAGAUUAGGUCUUCAGGGUUACUGCCUUGUCUUCGUUCUCCAUGUUCAUCUUUUCCUUUAAAAACAAUCCAUUUGCCUGCUUUCCCGGAAUUCAAAAGGAAGCUGCUGGUUUCAGUCGCUUGACAGGCUGCUACCAUGUUGGCUCAAACCAAGUUCACCGAUCUGGAUGCAAUUUAAAUGAACCUGGAGCUCUUUCAGAGCCUUGUGAAAUGUGACAGCCAGCCAGGACAUUGCCAUUACAAAUAACUGAGUGAGCAGUCUUCCUUUGCCCUUAGGGUAGAGUGGGAGACAUCUGCCUGUCCUGUGUGGGCAGGACUCUUACUUCCAGUAUUUGGGAAGAGGUGGUCAACAGCCCUACAAGUUAGACUAGUUUUAGCAGUAGAACUUCAUUUUACUAUCCUGACAGGAAGAGACCGUCCCUAGUGCUGAGGAAGGACUCGUGUGUGGCAGUAUUUAGGGCAGCAGCAACAUUAGAGAAAAUCCAAGAUGAGAUUGAGUCUAAUCUCAUCACCACCACCUUGCAUUGCUUCUCCCUACUCUUUUUGUAGAAGAUAGGACUCCUUCCCUAUUUGCCUACCUGUGCUGUUUUCUUUCUGAGAAGGAAGGAAAUUUUACCCUUUUGAGUCCUAUCCAUUCACAUGGAGGUUAUUUUGAGAAAGAGUUGGGAGUGUGUGUGUGUUUGGGGUGGGAACUGGUUGACUUUGAUGGAGAUAAUGAAACCAGAUCCUGGGCCUGUGUUUUAAGUUGGAAUCCCAUAACUGGAUUGAAGUGUAGGGCUUGAGAUUAGGAGGCUGAGCCCAUAUGUAUAUUCAGGUGUGGUGAAUUUAACAGUUGACUCAGAAAGUACUACUGUGCCCCUCCUUCCUCCAAGCACACAGUUGUCUGUAGCAUUUAUUGCCAAACCCUAUUGGAUUCUUGCACUGCUUUUAAAAUUUUUUAUGGAGCUGUCAGCAGGGGAAGGGGCAGGGAAAUAUUUGUGUAAGAUGCAAAUAGUUCCUCCCUUUGUCUUUAGCCCUAACCUGUCCAACCAGUGCAUGAAAAUCAGGAAGUAAAACCAGCAAGCAAUGCCUGCCCUUCCUGGCCUGGUGAACUCAGCCAGGUUCCUGGACUAAACAGGCAAUGGGGACAGGCGGCAGAGCUCUGUGGGGUCAAGUCUUCGUUUUCAGGUAGCCAGAAGAGUUACUGGGAGGCACAGAAAAGGAACAGAACUAGAAAUAUUUUCCACUUGACGGCUCUGGGUAAUUAUUGACUUAGGAGAAUGAGAAAUCACAGUGAGGAUGUUGCUCUCGGCAGCUCUGCCGUUUAUGGAAACCUUUUCUUCCUUCUACCUCCAUUCCUGGGUUUAUAUCUCUUUCCACCUGAAAAGAUCCCUUGGAACAGGAACCAAAAACUAUCUGGGGUCAGGGGCAAAGCAGUUUGCCACACCUUAGGCCAGUUCUGAAACUGGCUUCUACGAGCUCAGGGCUAAAGCAGGGGGGCCAGGAACAACAAGAAGCCAUCGAAACUUUCCUUCAUCUUAAAAUUUGGGAAAGAUGUGUUUGUUGCUCCCUUCCUGCCUUAUGGUUGAAGGAAAAUAGGAGAUGAGUAGGAGUUCCAUAGAAACCCUGGUUCUGGCUAAAUGCCUCUGAGCCACCCUUUGUCUGGACUCCUUCUCCAGCGAUCGUUGUUUUAAUGGAUAUUGUGUUACACUGGGACAUUUGGCUUUGACACAGCAGACAGCCGAUCCAGUCCCUCACAAAGUACAUUCCCCUGAAAACAUUUGGACAAAACCACUCUGUGGAAUGAUUGACUAUCAUUUUCCACUUUUGUAUUUACCAUUCAAUAACAAAAAGGAUAUCUAUUUUAAUAAUUUGGUGACAGUAUCUUCUGUUGUA